AUGGAUCUCAUCUUCAUUGAUGAAAAGUGUGGUUUUGAUAUUAGAGAUUUGGGUAAGGUUUUGCGGUCUACUGUGUGGAAUGCUUAUGCUCUGCAGAUUAAGGACUUCAUUUCUAAAAUCCCACCUCAUGAGCAUGUGAUGGCUGUUAUACAACAUGGAAAGUAUAAGGAAUGGAAAGGUGAAUAUACUGUUCAAAGUGAUAAGUUUGCAACACGAAUUUUUCUGAAUGAAGAAAUUGAUGAAGUUGAUGAGCUAAGGAGGAGGCUUAUACUGAAGUUUGGACAAGGGAGUGGUUCUACUUCUCAAACAAUACUAUCGUCUCAGAGUGUUUUUCCAUUACAUAAAGAAUUUGUAACUGAAGGUGUGAAGAAACAUGUUGAUGAGAUUAGCGAGAUAGAAAAGGAAAUGUCUUGUGCUGUCGUUGCGACAACUAAGAUUGUGCAAGAAGGGUAUGGUUGGUUUUAUGAUGCCUGUCGUAAGUGUUUCAAGAAGGUGAUGGGUAAAAGUAAAUACUUGCAGAAUGUUGAAAAUGUUUCAGAUGAUAUUAUUCGAUUGCCUGCGACUUCUUUGUUCAAGGUGCAAGUGCGGGUGCAGGAUGAGAGUGGUAGUGUUUCUUUUGUUAUGUUUGAUAGAGAUGUUCAGAAGCUUCUUGGAUCAGCAGCGAAGUUCAAUCUUAAAAAUGACUUUCGUGUUUAUACGGUGAAAAAAACAUGUGAUGAUCUAGUAAUAAUUGCUAAGUUGGUUGGUGGAGAUGGUAAUGGUGAUGAAAAUACUGAUGAGGUUACUCAAGAGGUAGCUGAUGUUAAAGAUGUUAACCUUUCAGAAUCUUCCCAGGUGUCUGCUGAACGAACUUCAAGGGAUGUUGUCUCUGUUACGGCCGACUCUUUAGCCGUUGAAGUUGAAAAGGAUUCUGGAUCAAGUCCCAAUGGAAAGCGGAUGGCUCAAGAUGCUGAUGUUGUCAGCGUUGGUGAGCUAUCCACUAAUGUGAGAAGAACCCAGAAGAAGCUGAUUAAGCUUAACAAUUAG
Helianthus annuus (common sunflower) is the source of this 1026-nucleotide messenger RNA. RefSeq lists its product as uncharacterized. The transcript is spliced from 10 exons. The record is from RefSeq and is a predicted model, not a curated record. The coding region runs from base 1 to 1026 and encodes 341 amino acids. NCBI's taxonomy places the organism in Eukaryota, Viridiplantae, Streptophyta, Magnoliopsida, Asterales, Asteraceae.